Microcebus murinus (gray mouse lemur) is the source of this 765-nucleotide messenger RNA. Its product is annotated as olfactory receptor 5AL1-like. Gene Ontology annotation, molecular function: G protein-coupled receptor activity; olfactory receptor activity. The record is from RefSeq and is a predicted model, not a curated record. Gene Ontology annotation, cellular component: membrane. Gene Ontology annotation, biological process: G protein-coupled receptor signaling pathway. Lineage: Eukaryota; Metazoa; Chordata; Mammalia; Primates; Cheirogaleidae.
AUGGGGAAGACUUUGAUCGUGGUGAUUAAUGUCCUGGACAGCAGCAACUCCGUGCAAAGCAUCCAAAAGACCACAUCCACAGGACAGUGGGCGGCAAAUUUUUAUUCUGCAUGUGCCAUUCAGGUAUGCUGCUUCAUCACAUUUGCAGUUUGUGAAUUUUAUUUGCUAUCAGUCAUGGCAUAUGAUCGGUAUGUUGCCAUCUGCAACCCUUUACUUUAUGUCAUUCUAAUGCCCAGGAAAGUCUGUAUUCGAAUGAUUGCUAGCAUAUACGUUUACGGAUUCACUGUGGGUCUUGUACAGACAGUGGCGACAUUUCGAUUAUCUUUUUGUAACUCCAACAGGGUCAACCAUUUCUACUGUGAUGAUGUUCCUUUAGUUGCUAUGGCCUGUUUUGACACUCACGUCAAAGAACUGAUGCUUUUAAUCAUCGCUGGGUUCAAUAUCCUUUGCUCUCUAGUGAUUGUGGUAAUUUCUUAUGUCUUCAUCUUCUUUGCCAUCCUGAGGAUUCAUUCUGCUGAAGGAAGACAGAAAGCAUUUUCUACCUGUGCUUCCCACCUGACCUCCAUCACAAUAUUUUAUGGAACACACAUUUUUACAUACCUCCAGCCCAAGUCAAGCCAUUCUAUGAAUUUAGAUAAAUUUGCUUUGGUGUUUUUUGUGGUGGUGAUUCCCAUGUUAAACCCAUUGAUCUAUAGCUUGAGAAAUCAGGAAGUAAAAAAUGCGCUAAACAGAAUUAUAGAAAAAUUGUGUUUGGGUAUCAAAUAA